AUUAAAAAAUAAAAGUGGAAAAUCAAAGUAUGUCUGUCGUCUCCUUAUCUAACCGGAAGGUGUGAACUGUGGAUAACGCGCACUGACUGUUAAAAUGUCUGGCAUUCUGAAGCUCUAUCUUUGUACUUACAAUUCUCUUCAGUUCCUUGGCUGGACAAUUUCUCUGUUCCGAAUUUUGGGUAGCCUUGUUUCGACCAAUUCACUCAGUGGAGCUUAUGCUUCUUCCGGGGAUCUAAUUUGUAUGUUACAAACUUGUGCAUUCUUGGAAGUGGUACAUGGAGCAAUAGGUAUUGUGCCAAGUGGAGUCUUGUUUCCUUUUAUGCAAUGGGCUGGACGGACCCAUUUCUUGCUAGUGGUAGUCCGGAAAAUUGAUGAGGUCCAGGAGUUGCCAUCAGUUUUCAUUACAUUUUUUGCUUGGAGUUUAAGUGAGGUAAUCAGGUAUUCACAUUAUGCCUUGAGCAUCCUUAGUAGUUGCCCAUCUUGGCUUUCCUACCUCAGGUACACUGCAUUUAUUGUGUUGUACCCCAUUGGAAUUGCUCCCGGUGAAAUAUGGCUUAUGUAUCAAGCACUUCCAUUUGUGAAGAAGAAAAACCUUUUCGUGGAUUUCUUUGGCAAUCUUCCCUUCAGCUAUUACGAUUUUAUAAGGGUUCUGCUUCUCAUCUACCCAUUCCUUUGGUUGAAACUUUACCUCCACUUAUUUAAGCAGCGACGGUCAAAGCUCAGCAAACACCAUGGGAAGAAGAAAAUGUGAAGGCUGGAGGUUUUUUUUUUUUUUUUUGUUUGAACAUUAUUCAUUAUAGUUGUUAAUCUUAGACUAUGGUAUCUCUUCUAUAUUCCAUGGCAUAUGGGCAUAAAGAUGGACCCAGCAAAAUUAUUUUUUGUGUGUUUGCUACUCCCUUAUCUUAUUCUUUUUUUCUAAAAAAAAAAAAUACAGUAAGUCCUCAACC
Rubroshorea leprosula is the source of this 947-nucleotide messenger RNA. Lineage: Eukaryota; Viridiplantae; Streptophyta; Magnoliopsida; Malvales; Dipterocarpaceae. The record is from the annotation of a GenBank genome assembly.